Prorocentrum cordatum is the source of this 1039-nucleotide messenger RNA. NCBI's taxonomy places the organism in Eukaryota, Dinophyceae, Prorocentrales, Prorocentraceae. The record is from the annotation of a GenBank genome assembly.
GUUUGUCUUCUGGAUCUCCCACUCGCUGGAGGUCAUGGGCGCCUACGACGAGGAGCUCUGGGCCCCGAAGGCCGCCUCCUUCCUCGCGCACUGCCAGGACCCAGGCGGCGGCUUCGGCGGCGGCCCCUCGCAGCUGCCGCACCUGGCGCCCACGUACGCCGCGACGGCGGCGCUCCUCAUCGCCGGCAGCGAGGACGCCUACAGGGCAGUAGAUCGCAGGAAGACGUACGAGUUCCUCAUGCGGAUGAAAAGCUCGGAGGGCGGCUUCAAAAUGCACGACCAGGGCGAGACCGACAUGCGCGGGGCCUACUGCGCCAUCGCCGUUGCCUCCAUGCUGCAUAUCAUCACGGAUGAGUUGAUAGAGGGCGUCCCGGAGUACAUCCGGCGCUGCCAGACGUGGGAAGGCGGCAUCGCAGGCGAGGAGGGCCUGGAGGCGCACGGUGGCUACUCGUACUGCGGGCUCGCCACGCUGUGCAUCAUCGGCAAGGCGAGCGCGCUGGACCUGCGCGCCUUCCUCCGGUGGUCCGUGGCCCGCCAGAUGGCGGUCGAGGGCGGCUUCCAGGGGAGGACGAACAAGCUGGUAGACUCGUGUUAUUCCUUCUGGAUGGGCGCCAUCUUCCCGCUUCUCCACGAGGCGCUGCGGCAGGCGGGGGACGAGUCCGCCUGCCUGCCGGCGGAGCACUGCUGGUUCACGCCGCAGCCGCUGCAGACGUACGUGUUUCUGGCCUGCCAGACCGACAACGGAGGCCUGCGGGACAAGCCGGGCAAGUCGGCGGACUUCUACCACACCUGCUACUCCCUCAGCGGCUCGGCCGUGUCCCAGUUCGGCACCGACGGGAGCACUUGUGUGGUGGGCGACCCAGACAACCUGCUCGAGCAGACCGACAUGUACUAUAACGUGCUGCUCGAGAAGGCUCAGCGGAAGAGCGCGUUCUUCGACAGCGCGCCCCCCAUCGAUCUCGGGGACGGCCCCCUGAGAACACGGGAAGGCGAGGGCGCGGCGGCCGCGCGGCGACACUUGCUGAGCCUGGCCGCCUGA